GGCCGCGGCGUUGCCAUGGAGACGGCGGCUGGGCCGGUCGCUAUGGACACGGCGGCGCCGCCGGGCGGUCGGCGGCACGCGCUGCUCGCCGUGAUCGGGGAGAUCGGGACGGAGCCGGAGCGGGGCGCGCUGCGCGGCGCCCUGGAGCGCGGAAUUCGUUCCUGGAACAUCGAUACUCUGUACUGUGAUCUGAAUCAUCAACUGCGGCUCUUUGUAACCCGACAUCUGGCUCAGUUUUCUUCUGAAGUUAAAGGCCAAAGAACUCUCCAUCACCAGAGUGACACCUUGGAUACGGUGAUCCUGGUGAAUCCUAAUGUGGACAGCAUUGUGUCUGAGGUCCGCUCACUUGUGUGUGAUUCAUCAGCUCACAAACUACUGAUCCUCUGUGGUCAGAGCUCAGAUCAGGAGGGAGACUUGAUCCUGCAGACCGGGACCUUCACUUACCAGAAGUUUGCUGAGAUACUUUCAGACCCGGAGGUCACCCAGAUUCUCAGCAACACUGAUUCAGAUACCAAGGCCUCUCUUACCGUGUCGUGCCUGGGAGAAGGAGCCUGGAGCAACCUUGGGCAUCCGAGAUUUCAGGACAUUAUUAAUCUGAAACUGAAUCCUGAUCCAGUUCUGCCAGAAAUGGAUGGGGUGUCUGAAUUUGCAGAAUAUGUCUCUGAGACAGUUGACGUGCCGUCUCCAUUUGAUCUCCUUGAGCCACCCACCUCAGGGGGUUUUCUGAAGCUUUCUAAGCCCUGCUGCUACAUAUUCCCUGGGGGACGAGGUGAUUCUGCUCUCUUUGCUGUCAAUGGGUUUAACAUCCUUGUGGAUGGUGGCUCUGAGAGGAAAUCCUGCUUCUGGAAGCUGGUCAGGCACCUGGAUAGGAUUGACUCAAUCCUGCUCACCCACAUUGGUGCAGACAACCUGCCCGGCAUCAAUGGGCUGCUGCAGAGGAAAGUUGCUGAGCAAGAGGAGGAACAAUCCCAGGGCUCUACCAACUACAGUGACUGGAUGAAGAACCUAAUUUCUCCUGAGCUAGGGGUGGUUUUUUUUAAUGUUCCUGAGAAGCUGAAGAUGCCUGAAGCCUCCAUGAAAGUAAAGAGGAGCAUUGAAGAAGCGUGUAUGACACUGCAGUAUCUCAACAGACUGGGCAUUAAAUCAGAGCCUCUCUACAGGGUGGUGAGCAGCACCAUCGAGCCCAUCACGCUCUUCCACAAAAUGGGAGUGGGUAAACUGGACAUGUAUAUACUAAACCCUGUCAAAGACAGUAAAGAAAUGCAGUUUCUAAUGCAGAAGUGGGCUGGUAAUAGUAAAGCAAAGACUGGCAUCAUUCUUGCAAGUGGGAAAGAAGGUGAAAUUUCUGUUCCCUAUCUCACAUCCAUCACAGCCCUAGUGGUAUGGCUUCCAGCCAGCCCAACAGAGAAAAUUGUAAGGGUUUUGUUUCCUGGAAAUGCUCCUCAAAAUAAGAUACUGGAAGGUCUUGAGAAGCUCAAGCACCUGGAUUUUCUGAGGUAUCCAGUGGCUACUCAGAAAGAUAUCACUUCUGGAAUACCUCCACCUGUGCUGAAGCAGACCAAAAUUAAACAAAGAACUGACAGUAAAGAGAGUCUUAAAUCUUCCCCCAAGCCAUCUGUGACAAAGCAAGUCAAGAAAGAAGAAGCAGUUGAGGAGGGGAUUAAAGAAGUAAAACCAGAAGUUGUAAAGGAUGCUAAAAUUGAGAAAAAGGUUAAAGAACACACAGAGAAAGUUCCUGAGAAACCUGUCAAACCUGAAAAGAUAAAGACAGAAACAAGUGAUGCUCUCAAAGCUGAGAAAAGAAAAUUGGCAAAAGACAAGGUUGGAAAAAAGCAUCUCAAAGAGAAAGUGUCCAAAUUAGAGGAGAAGAAAGACAAAGAAAAGAAAGAGAUUAAGAAGGAGAAAAAGGACUUAAAAAAAGAUGAUGGAAAGAAAGAAGAGAAAAAAGAUUCAAAGAAAGAUGAUAAAAAGAAAGAAAACAAACCAGAGCUCAAAAAAAUUUCUAAACCAGACUUGAAACCAUUUACCCCAGAAGUAAGAAAAACAUUGUACAAGGCAAAACUUCCAGGCAGACUCAAAACUGAGAAGAUCAAAUUAAAACCUGAAAAAGAACCUGAAAAGGUACCUGCUGACCUGAAGACAUUACCAAUGGAGAAGGCACCUGUAGAAGUGGAUCCAGGAGAGACAUCCAUAGUGGAACAGAGGUUAGUCCUGUCUUCACCAGAAGAUCUUACAAAGGACUUUGAGGAACUGAAGCAUGAGGAGAAAGGGGCCUUGCAGUUGACUCAAGAACUGUCUGAUAUGGAGGCUAGUGAUAAGGUUAUGAGAGCACCUGAAGCAGAGAUAAAAGACUCUAUUGAUAUGACUGGUCAGAGUUGCCUCGAAGUGGAUCUGAUUUUAAAAAGAAAGACUCCUGAGCAGAGAGUAACUACUACUGAUAUGGAAAAAGAACCAUCAGCAGAGGAAACGGCAGUCCCUCAGCUGGAGCUGAGGGAAGGUCAUGCUGAAAAAAUAGAGGAUGAAAGAAAAACAAUCGAUGAAAACCGUGACAUAAGAUACUGGGAGGGAGAAGCUGAGCAGGGCAAGGACAUUCAGCUAUUUCCUGACAAAGAACACCUGCCAUCACAUACAGACCUCUUGGCAAAGGGUGCUCAGCCACCAGCAUUCAGAGAGGAAGAAAAGGAGGAAGAGGAGAAAAUCUCUUUGGACAGAAAACAGAGAGAAGCAGAAACUUGUGGAAAGUAUAUUGAGGGGACUGAGGCACAGGAAGAGGAUGAGAAGGAAAAGAGAGAAGAUGUGAUAGAAAAGGCAGAACUGGAAGAAAAGGAAGAACAGCAAAUGAAAGCAGAGGAGAAAGUGGAGAAGAGUAGAGACUUCUAUGGGCUGAAUCAGGAUGAUAGGGAGGACAAACUGUUUACCAUUACAGAGAAGGAAAGAGAAUUUAGUUUCAUGGAUGAGAAAACCAAGUUACCUGGAAAGGACAUAACAAAGGAAGAGUCAUAUCUGAGCAGCCUGCCAGUCCCACCAGGAGCAACAGCAGAACAUGUUUCCUAUAUCCAAGAUGAAACUAUCCCUGGCUAUUCAGAAACGGAGCAGACCAUUUCUGAUGAAGAAAUACAUGAUGAACAGGAAGAAAGGAUCCCACAUUUGAAGUAUGAUGUCAGUGCCUAUAACAUUUCUGUUCCUGACCAUCCUGGCUCUUUUGAAGCAGUACAUGGAAUACAGGCCGUGCCUCCUGCUGACCUUUCAGCCAAGGGCUAUGCUGGCCAGGAGUCUGAAAUCCUGGCGUAUCCUACAAACAUUGUGGCAGCACCUCUAGCUGAGGAGGAACACAUAUCUUCUGCUACCUCCAUUACUGAAUGUGACAAGCUUUCAUCUUUUGCAACAUCAGUAGCAGAGGAUCAAUCUGUUGCAUCCAUAACAGCACCACAAACAGAAGAGACUGGGAAAAGCUCUUUACUUCUGGACACAGGAAACAGUAUGCCCUCCUCUCGGACUGAAGCGACCCAAGGUCUUGACUACGUUCCCUCUGCUGGCACAAUUUCUCCCACGUCAUCCUUGGAGGAAGACAAAUGCUUUAAAUCUCCACCCCCUGAAGAUUUCCAUGCAUUAACAGAAGGAGAGAGGAAACUGGAAACUCAAAAAAAGGAUCCUCAUGAGGAGGCUGAAGAUGAAGAAGAUGAAGAAGAUGGGACUCCAAAUAUUGAGAUGCCUGAGAAACUCAGAGGGCAUUACCCCCAUGCCCCCAUGUUUGCUCCUCAAGGAUGCCCUGAUAAUGUGAUAAUCAGUGUUCCCACACAAGUGGUGCCUUUAUCUACUGAAGAAGCACCAUUUUCCCAGGCUGACUCUGCAGAGGCUGAAGAACGAUGCAUGAGUCCUGAUGACAGCACAGUCAAAAUGGCCUCUCCCACUCCAUCUGGCCCCACCAGUGCAGGGCACACACCCUUCCACCAGUCUCCAGUGGAGGAAAAGCUGGAAACGGUAGAUUCAGAUCUGUUUGAAAAACAAACAGAUGCUGCUGCCAAGAAACUGGAAGGCCAAACUUCUGUUGUGGUGAAGGGAGCCAAGGGUGAACCUCUCAGAGAAGACGAGGCAUCUGUGGCUAAAUCCAGACACAAAGGAGAAGUGCCUGGACCUGUGCAGCACGAACUGGUUUUGAGCAGUGAUGUUCCAGUGUCUCCUGAGGAGGAGGUACAGGAAGAACCAGUGAGGAGGGAGGAGCUGCCCUGGCUUUCUUACCACAAGCAAGACACGGUCGUGAUUGGGGAGGACGAGGAGCAUCCCGAGAUGCCCCGUGCCAGCACAAAACCAGAAAAAGAGCCAGGAACUAAAACCAUGGCAGAAAGCUUAACAGGAUUUUCAAAACACUUGUCCUUUGAGCCAUUUGCAACCACAGGAACUUCUCUAGGAAAUGUGGAUGUUCCACAGUUCACAAGCCAAAGCGAAUCUAAAAAUGACAGAUCUUGGCAAUUUUCACCAGAUGGCAUCAAAUCACCUUCUUUUACAGAAGAAAGUAUUGGUAAAGAAAAAUCCUCAGAUAUUUCUAAAGGAGUUACUGCUGAAGAAGGGAAACUGCUGUAUUUCACAGGAGACACCUCAGAAGAAGAGAAAUCUUCUCAUGUUUCAGUUGAAGACAUUUCCCCAGAAGAGAUCAAAUCCAUUUCUCUCACUGAGAGUUCCAGCAGGAAAAUCUCUUCAGAUGUUUUUAUUAAAGGAAUUUCCCCAGAAGACAUCAAAGCUCUUAGUUUCACAGAAGAGAUAUCUGCAAAAGAAAAAACUAUGUCCAAAUGCACUGACAAAUUCCCUUCAGAAGCUGUGAAAUCCAUAGGUUUCACAGACCAGAGCCCAGCUACAUAUGAAAAAUCACUGGAAAUUUCUGCCAAAGAACUGAAAGAAGCAUCAAAAUCUUUUCCUUGCCCAGAAAGUAGUUCAGUUAAAGACAUGUCACCCAGAGAUUCUUCAACUGAAGAAAUGUCUCCAGAUGACAGCAGUUUAUUUUCUGCAUCAGAAAAGGGCCUGUUGAGGGGAAGAACUGUAGGCUUGGACUCUCAAGAAGCAUCCCCAGAUGCAAAGGGCUUCCAUUUUACAGAGUCUAGCCGAAGUGAAGAUAAAAUAUCUUUACACAUUUCUACUGAAGAUAUAAAAUCUUGCGGGUUCAAGGAAACUCAAGAAAAAAAAUCUCCGGAAAUGGAUAAGUUUUGCCUGAAAGAUUUAAGUUCUGAGAAGAAAGUGUGGUUUCCAGAAGAGGUAGAAGAGGUCCCUGUUCAGGGAAGGAGGCAGAUAUAUGACAAAGAGAGGGAGAGUACAUUCUUGGAUGAGGUACCAGAAUUUGAAACAAAAUCCCUUCCUAAAAUGGGAAAGGAGGAGAACCUGUCUCCUGCAGUGCCUGGAAGCCACACCUGGAGAGGAGCAGAAAAGGAAGCAUGGGGUUCUGCAUUUGGGUAUCUUCAGGAAGGGAGAGACAGUGGGAGAGGAGGGCAAUUACCCAAUGAGGAAGAAGAGGAGCUUCACCAUGCUGAAGACAAACCCAUGCUACUGCAAGCAGAAACUGAAUGUUUAAAGAUGGAGUCAUUUGAUUACAAAGAAGACACACAGAAGAGUGCCAAACCUACGUCAGAAACAAAGAAAGUGGAUGUGGUUCCUGCUGACAUCACUGUCCCAGAAAGAACACAAAGGGAAGAUUCUCCUCUAUCUCCUCAGUAUGUCUCUGGUGAGGAAAAUCAGGACAAAGCUUUAACUGGAAACAAAAAAGGGCAAGAAUUGUUGUUGACCUCUAAACAAGAUUUCUCCUGCUUAGAUGAUGAGAAAGCUGUCCUAGAUAGCUAUGCAAAGUCACUAGACCAAGUUCUGACGACAUCUCCCCUGCCUGCAGCAGGAAAGGAGAUUGAGGCACCACCAGGAGCAGAGAGACCUUGCAAGUUAGAUCAGUGCAAGCCACCUUUGUGGGAGGAUGUCCCAUCAAAGACAGCUGAGAAGAAAUUGGACAUCAGUGAUUUGUAUCAGGAGAUAGAUUACAAAUACAAGUCAGAUAGCAGGCAAGAGGAUGACUGCAAAUCCACUGAGGGUCUGUAUGACUCAAUGGGAAUAAAUGAGCAGACAGCAGCAGCAUCUACUCUGUUGCAAUCUACAAGACCAGCAGAAUAUAUUGCAGAGUCCACAGAAGAGAGUGCUGAGGUGUCAGGUGCACACUCCCCUUCAGGACAAGGCCCAUGUCAAAAAAGCAGUGAUGCUGUGGACUGUGCUGGAGCUGUGGGUGCUACCAUCCAAGAGGUGUAUCCUCCAGAGACCUAUUCCAGGAGCUCCCCUAAGCCUUAUUCCUAUGAGGAAGGGAUCUGCACACAGAGAGAUGAUGACAGUUCCACAAGACAAGAGCCAGAAGAAAGAGAACCAACUCCGUACCCUGAUGAAAGAAGUUUCAAGUAUGCUGACAUCUAUGAGAAGAUAAUUGUGUCUGGAGUGGGACCCUCCCCCUUCACAGCCAUGAGUGCACACAGCCCAGGUCACACUGACAAGGUGCCAGUGACAGCACUGAACUCUCAAAAAGGUCAAAAUUUUCAUGUGUCUGCAAAGGAAGAAGAGUCCUGCCUUUAUACCUCUGCUGAGAAGGAGUUGUCAUCUCCAGCAUCCCCUAAAGAUAAAGCAGAUUCAGUCUUUGACUACAGAGACAUCCAUGAAAGAUAUUUGCCCUUGUCUGAAACAGGGAAGCCUAAGACAUCAGAAGGACAGGAAAAACUGAAUGUGUCUUCUGCUUUGCCAGGAGAACUGGACUCUGCACUGCACCCGUCAUCUGCAAGUGCAGCAUUUGCCUCUCCCACAGUCACAACUGACACCUUUUAUCAAGGGAAAUCAUCCACCUAUAUGGAUGCUGGUUGUCCAGAUGAGAACAUAAUUUUGUCUAGCCAGGAGCAGGUAUCUUUGUCCCUGAAAUCUGAAAUCCCAAAUCCCAAAGAUACAUACUAUGAGAAAGCAGGUCGAGGGGAAGAAAGUGCAAGUGACUCAGAGCUAGAAAAAGGUGCUAAGGAGAAGUCUGAAAAGGAGUCUAAACUGCACAGCCCUGCUGAAGCUGCAGGCACCAUCUAUGCACACAUCUCAGCCAUCAGCAAGUUCCCUGUCUCAGACCCCUUCCUGCAGAGCAAGUGUCAGGAGUCCCUUUCACCCAGCUCUACUGCUUCUUCUCCCUCUGGUCCAGGCUGGCAAGAGGAAUAUGGAAGUAGGACAACUGCAUCAGCUGCUGUUGUGGAGACAUAUGUUGCUGGUUACAGUGACGUGCCAGACAUGGACAGAGAUGAGCAAGCUUCAAGAAUGUGCCAUGUAAGACAAGAUUCUUCACAAAAGAGAGAGGUUGAUGAAAAAUCCACAAAGGAAUCCCAUUUCUGGGUAGCAGAUUAUCCAAGUGCAGCAGUGUCCUCUGAGUGCCAAGAGCAAGCCCUAUACCUGAAAUCUGCUUCCAGCAAACAAACAGAGGAAUAUGAACAGGGCCCAAGGGUAGAGAGCAGAGGGAUGGAUAGCUCUUCUGAAUUUGAAAGCCCUCUGCUAGGAAAGAGUGAAACAGCCAGCAUAUUCAGACAUAAGCAAACCUCAGCAAGCCAUUUAGGGGAUAUUUCUCUUUCUUUAGAGUCUCCUUGUGCUUUGCUCUCAGACCAGGGAAACAAAGAUGAGUACUUGGAGGUUUCUGAGAAAAUCAGCAGCCUUGAGUCAUCUUUUCCUAAAUUCUCACCGCUGAGUCCAUAUGAAGAAGACAAGGUGUUCUCCAAAGGUGUGGAGAAAGAGUCUGUGCCCCAGCAACAGCUGAAAGAUGACUCUUCCAGCCUGUCAGAGGAACCUUCCUCUGAAGCCACCACUCCUGUGAUACUGACUACAGCAGAAAGUUUCUAUUCCCAUAUGCUUUCCACACACACAGGUGCAGGAGUGGAAGCAGGUACCAGGAGUGCUUGGGAUGUGUCUCCACAGGUUCCAGAUAACGCUGUGAAAAUACAUACAGCUGAAACCAAAGACUUCAUCUUUGCUGAAGAACGUGGUUCUCCAUUUCCCUGUGGCACGGGUGACCACACCUUGCCACGCAGAAAAGAGUGCCAGGGCUCAGAGCCCACACCAUUCUCUGCAGAGCAAGAGCAGCAGCCCUAUGGUAGCAGCCCAGAGCAGAAGGCACCAUUUGCAGAACAGCUGUUGCCACUGACAUCUCUCCCUGAUGUGUUGACAUCAUUUUCUCAUCGUCAGCAUGAAGAUGAAACCACAGCCAAUGGUCCAACAGAGGUGAGCACCAGUCUGCAAGCUUUCCAAAGCACAUACCAUGCAGCAGAGGCAAAAGAUGAAAAAACAUGUCCUGAUUCUGACAGCAGUUUUUCUCCAUGCGCAGGCAAAGAGGAAACAGAGAGGCAAAGCCGCCCUUCCUCUCUGAUGUCCCCUGAAAACAGUUUCCAGCCCUUUUUCCCAGAUGUGCAAAGGGGUGAAAAAACAGAGGACUGUGGAGAUGCUUCCCAUGACAUGGAGACCCAUUUAGGAGGCAGUUCUGAUUGUGGACAGAAAUUUUCCUCAUGUGAAUACAAGCAGAGAAAGGGAGAACUCUCUCCCUCAUUCAUCAACCCGAGCCCCCAUGAGCUCUCUGAAGACAGUGACCUGUCACAGGAGGAGGGUCACCCUUCAGUGCAGGGGAGACCACCCCACACUGGGAGCAGUCCCAUGCAAAGUGCCACACUGGACGAAACCCCUCCAACAUCAGUGAGUGAUUCUGGAACCUCCCAGUCAGACUCAGAUGUCCCACCUGAGACUGAAGAAUGUCCAUCCAUCACAGCAGAUGCCAACAUGGACUCGGAUGAAGAUGCUGAUUUCCUCCCAGUGGACAAAGCUGUGGGGAAUGCUCAUCAUACCAGUUCUAGGUCCAGCCAUGAUCCUCAGCCUGUUCCAAUGGUAGAUCCCCAUCCCCACCCUCCUCACCCUGAUGUCUGCAUGGUAGACCCUGAUAUGUUGGUAAAUGAGCAAAGCAUGAACAGAACUGAUAAAAUUUCCAAGAAAGACAUAAAAGAAAAGAACAAAGGUGUGAGGAAGCCUUUGAGCAAACCCAAAUCUUCCUCACCUGCCCGGAAAUUAGAUGCAAAAGGGAAACGAUCACCCACUCCUGUGAAACAGUCAUCAGACAAAUCUCCAAAAUCUGUCACUGCCAAAAAAGAAAGAGAUGGAGGAGAAAAGCCCAAGCCACGCAGUGUGCUGAUGCCAGAGGAUGAGUUAUCCCGGAGUAGUCACAGCAACCCUGGCAAGAGCCUUGUUAAUGGCAUCAAAACAAAUCCCGCUUCCAAUAGUCCUAAGAGCAGUUUGUCUGUGCCUUUGGGUCCACCCGUCUACGUGGACUUGGCCUACAUCCCCAACCACUGCAGUGGGAAGAACACAGAUCCAGAGUUCUUCAAGCGGGUUCGAGCAUCUUAUUAUGUUGUGAGUGGGAAUGAUGCAGCCAACGGAGAGCCAAGCCGUGCAGUGCUGGAUGCACUUCUGGAAGGGAAGUCUCAGUGGGGAGAGAACCUGCAGGUGACAUUGAUCCCAACACACGAUACUGAGGUAACACGAGAAUGGUAUCAACAGACCCAUGAGAAACAGCAGGAGCUAAACAUCAUGGUACUGGCAAGCAGCAGCACUGUUGUGAUGCAGGACGAAUCUUUUCCAGCCUGUAAGAUUGAAUUCUAAAUCUCCCACACUUUGUGUUCAUCCAUUGACUCUUCAAUCACCGAUGCAACAUGAGAGACACCAUCUAAUCACAGUCCAGUUCUUCUCUGGUUUAGUCCUCUACAUGGUUCCCAUUUGUCAGGCAAUCGGGUAUCCAUCUUGCUCAGCACUGGAUGCCAUGAGGAAGAAGUGCAGGGCUCUGUAAUUUUCUGGACUGAGCUAAGAGUUUGUGCAAGAGCAGUUGCAGGCCAGGGGCACUUUCACCUUCCCUGCUUUAUUCUGCUGCCUGUACAGUUUCUGUAGACUAUCUUGGCUGCCUUGCUGCUGUGAGAGCUUGUUCUACUCUCUUCCUGGCUGCCUUGCCAUUUAACCUGUAGCACCAUGAACCUCACCUUUCUGGUGAGGGCUGAAGUGCUGCUGCUGCAUGCAGAGAGUGCAUGGGAGGCAGGGGGCAGAGGCGAAAUCUAACUUGCAAAGAAGUUGCACCAGGGAGAUGAGGGAAGACAAAACCCUCUGUAAUGUGACAGUGAAGGUCAUUCUUCCAUCUCCCCUCCUGAGCAUACAGGAGAUGUUCUGAGCAAGGGGACCUGUGCUCCAACUAGGCACGACCACCACAUGCCAGCUUGGCAGAUUUCUGUCCCAAGUGGUUUGCCUGUGGCAUCCUGCAGCACCUGUUUGUUGUGCUCAGGGAGCUGGGAUGAAGGACAUGGCAGUGGGAGGGGAGGGUUCAGCACAUUCCUAACCUGCUAACUUGAGCUUCGCACACACAGCAGCCAAGUGACUCCUGCACACCAACUGUGUGGCAGGAGGAAGCACAGAGAGGCUGUGGCCUGAACAGUUACACAAAAAGAGCAUCCAAACGCACAACUACAGCCCCCUCAACAGCAGAAGGGCUGAACAAACCUUGGCCACUGUUGGCCCAAAAUGUACAAGAAACCUCCCUGUCCCUAAACCAAAGGCUCUGGAGGACUGUGGUGAGGCAGCUGAGGAGCACACAGGCCAUGCUGGGGGAGGCUGGUGCCCGGCUAGUGUCGCUGCGGUGUGCCAGGUCUGCACGCAGCAGCCAUCUCCUUGCUGCCUGUGUGCCGAGGUCCAAGCCUUACAGUUGUGUUCAAGCUUUCUGUUGUCGCCCCAAGUGUCCAGGAUGUGGGGAAUAGAGCUUGUGGUGUGAGGAAAGAGAAAGCCCUUCCCAAAAUACUCGGGAAAAAGUAGUCUAGCAAGUGUAGUCAUUCUCAGUUCCUCCACACUGUGGCAGGGGUGUGGUGACAGUGCAGGUGAGGUGCUGCUCAUCCACGUGGUGCCACCUUGCAGCUUGUUCCCUGGCCUACGCAUCGCUGUGGGCAUCUGUCCUUGCUCUCUGGAUGUCCUGGCAGAAACACAGUUGUGUGCCAUGAGUGCAUUGUGGCUACUGAACAGCCACCCAGAACCUCCUUGGCACACAGAUCUGUUUCAGCGUGGGAGACCCAUUCUCCCAGCAUGAGUGUGGGUGUUCAGGUGCACUAAGCCUGCAGCAUCCAUGAGCCUUUGCCACGUCCAAGAGAACUGGCAGAGGGUCUUACCACAAAGACAGAUUUUUGUAAGACAAAGAGAGGCAGCAGGCUGUGCUCUGGGGAAGAAGGAAUGGGAUGGAAAGCUGUGCUGCAAUGGUUGACAGCACAAAGUAUUUCCAUCUGCUGUGACACCCACUGUGCUUGGCCAUGAGCGGAGGGCUGACUCCACCAUGAGCAUCCUCGGACCCUGUGUUGCACUUGCCUGGGACACUUCAGUCUCAGUGCUGGUUUUCUGGCAGGUGACAUGAAGAAAAUGCUGCUUAGAAACCUGCUCCUAGCACUAAAAUGGAGUUUCUAGGGAAAUGGUUUAUUUUGCAUUUUAAUUUAUAUAUUUAUUUUUUUUAAUGUUAAGCUGCUUUUUGUGUUAAUACUUUAAUUUAUACAUGUAACAUGAUACCAUGUGCUUUUAGUGUCAGUUCAGAGGUUUCUCAGUAAAAAUAUUAACAUGCUGCAAUUUAAACAAUAUGAAAAGACCACAGAGAACUUGCGGGCAGCAAAAACGUCUCUGAAGGCUGAGUCUAAAACCCAGCAGCUGUAGGACAAGGCCUGAGGCCAGCAGCCUCCCCAAGGCACAGCCAGCCCUUUAGAUAUGGCCCUUGUUAGGAGCAUGUGAGCUUACUCAGGGCUUUAGCAAAUCCCUGCCCUGUGCUGUGUUCAUUUUAACCAUGGAAUCACACUGUGUCUGCCAGCAUAAAAAAUGUCAUUCUCUGUACCCCGAUGGGGUCAGCAUUCAUGAAUGUUGGUUCUGGCAAUUGCAGGCACUAAAACAGCUGCCCCUACCCCUCCCCGGAAUGCGGGGGGGCUUUGCCUCCAGUGCUUUUGGGAGACCCUGGCUCACCCACCAUGGUGGCAGCUGCAGGAUGCCAGACACCAGAGGCACAAGCGUGGCCCUCUCUGGUUCCCGGGAUCCCUCUGCGUAGCUAGAUGUAAAAGCUAAUGCACUAACUUUAGAUAGACCCACACAUGAAUGUUUUCUCAAUUUUAAACUUGAAGCAAUUCUGACUAAGCAGCAGUAAUAGUGAGGCUUUGUGAGGUGCCUGCAUCCUCCAGGCAGGAGUGUGGCCACUGGCGGAUUCCAGGAGGAACGCUGCCCUCUGCGCUCUGCUCCUGCCCUCUGCAGCUCUGCUGCUUGGCUACCUUUAUCCUACACCAAUUUGCUUCCCUGUCCUCAAGGCUCCACAUUUUUUUUUCAGUCUUUUGUCACAGUCUGUUCUGCCUUGAGCUUCUCUCACUCCCUAUCUCCCUCUCUCCUCCACUCCCUUCCAUCUUAAAAAAACUACGGGGAAAAAGACUUAUGAAAAAGCUGAUUAUUGUAGAGUCUGACCCUGCUCAGGCCACAGGAGCCAGCAGGACCCACCCAGAGCCAGAGGUAAUACAACACUAUAGAGAGAAACAGUUAAACUCUGCUUUUGCUUGUUUCUGCAUGUGGGCAACAACGCGUAAUCUUCCUGUAUGUAAUAGGUAAAAAAUACUAUUUUAAACCUAUAAUUAAAAAAGUGAACGUCUUAACUGUAUUGAAAUGGCAUCUUGUGCUCCUAGCUUCUUCUAUGCUAAAUGUUUUAAGAACAGAGCCCUUAUUCUUUUCUUCAGCAUCACAUUUCUAUUUGAAUUUAGUUCCUUGAGUUCUGUCCUUUUGCCCAUUUCCACGUGAAACACUCUGUAACUAACUGCUGUCAAGAGAGGAGCCCAACACAUUAAUAAUAAAGCCACAUUAACUGCGAA
Corvus hawaiiensis (hawaiian crow) is the source of this 12926-nucleotide messenger RNA. It is a transcript of the gene MAP1A, whose product is annotated as microtubule associated protein 1A. Gene Ontology annotation, molecular function: actin binding; microtubule binding. The coding region runs from base 16 to 9675 and encodes 3219 amino acids. The transcript is spliced from 7 exons. Lineage: Eukaryota; Metazoa; Chordata; Aves; Passeriformes; Corvidae. Gene Ontology annotation, biological process: regulation of microtubule depolymerization; dendrite development; microtubule cytoskeleton organization. Gene Ontology annotation, cellular component: microtubule associated complex; dendrite; microtubule. The record is from RefSeq and is a predicted model, not a curated record.